Molecule: messenger RNA, 955 nt
Organism: Bombina bombina (fire-bellied toad)
Lineage: Eukaryota; Metazoa; Chordata; Amphibia; Anura; Bombinatoridae
Product: gastrula zinc finger protein XlCGF8.2DB-like
Exons: 1
Coding region: 1-861 (286 amino acids)
Biological process (GO): negative regulation of transcription by RNA polymerase II
Molecular function (GO): DNA-binding transcription repressor activity, RNA polymerase II-specific
Source: RefSeq, a predicted model, not a curated record
AUGGGAAGUUUAUGUUCUGAAUGUGGGGAAUGUUUUCUUAAGAAAUCACAUCUUCUUAAACAUCUAAAAAUUCAUUCAGGAGAAAAGCCAUUUUCUUGUCCUAUAUGUAGGAAAUGUUUUAACCGUAAAAACAUUUUUGUUGCUCAUCAGAGAAUUCAUACAGGAGAAAAAGGAUUUUCAUGUUCUGACUGUGGGAAAUGUUUUACUCAAAAAUCAGAUCUUAUUCGUCAUCUGAAAAUUCAUACAGGGGAGAAAGGAUUUUCAUGUUCUGUCUGUGGGAAAUGUUUUACUCUGAAACUAACUCUUAUUAGGCAUCAGAAAAUUCAUACAGGUGAGAAAGGAUUUUCAUGUUCUGACUGUGAGAAAUGUUUUAAUCAGAAAUCAAAUCUCAUUACGCAUCAGAAAAUGCAUACAGGGGAGAAAGCAUUUUCAUGUUCUGACUGUGGAAAAUGCUUUACUCAGAAAUCAUAUCUUAUAAGGCAUCAGAAAAUUCAUACAGGGGAGAAAGGAUUUUCAUGUUCUGACUGUGAGAAAUGUUUUAAUCAGAAAUCAAAUCUCAUUACGCAUCAGAAAAUUCAUACAGGGGGGAAAGGAUUUUCAUGUUCUGACUGUGGGAAAUGCUUUACUCAGAAAUCAUAUCUUAUAAGGCAUCAGAAAAUUCAUACAGGGGAAAAAGCAUUUUCAUGUUCUGACUGUGGAAAAUGCUUUACUCAGAAAUCAUAUCUUAUAAGGCAUCAGAAAAUUCAUACAGGAGGGAAAGGAUUUUCAUGUUCUGACUGUGGAAAAUGUUUUACUCUGAAACCAACUCUUAUUAAGCAUCAGAAAACUCAUAUUAAAAUAAAUCCGAGUUUAACCUCCUAAGUGCAGGGGGUGGCAUGUAGUUGUCACCCACACAAUACCAAGUGGUGAUGAUGACUGCAUGUGACCCCCUGAGGCGCACAGUUUUAGAGCUGUU